This is a messenger RNA of Emiliania huxleyi CCMP1516, 2475 nucleotides long. It is a transcript of the gene GLT8, whose product is annotated as family 8 putative glycosyl transferase. Lineage: Eukaryota; Haptophyta; Isochrysidales; Noelaerhabdaceae. The record is from RefSeq and is a predicted model, not a curated record. The coding region runs from base 1 to 2475 and encodes 824 amino acids. The transcript has 2 exons.
AUGCUGGCUCUCCAUUUGGGGAGCACCGAAAAAGGGCAUUUUUUUGGGCAAGGCGUCUCUUACACGCCCGCCGUCGCCUCGAAGGUCCUCGCUCCGGCGAGCGGAAAGGGGGCUCGCGGCGCGGCCUCGUCCGCCACCGUCUGCCUCGCCGCCGCCACGGCGUGCCUCACCGGCGCGGCGACGGCGGCGGCGGGCCUCUCCUCAAUCUGGUUGGGGGUGGUGGUUGUGGGCGUGAGCCACUCCGUUCGACGCUGUUCCCGCUCCGCCUCCGUCUGCGUCGCCUUUGCCGCCAUCCUCUUCUUCAACGGCGUAGCCCUGCUUGGUGCUUGCGGCCUGUCCACGGGCGAUCUCGUUGCACCGUUUUCGACUCCCGAGCCCACGCCGGACUGCCCGCGGAGCCCAGCGGUGCACGUUGUCGUCCACGGGCCAAAGGACGAGUCCAACACCUUCCUUACUAUUCUUACCAUUGUCUGCGGCACCGCCUGGCUGCUAGCGGUAAGCGGCGCGGGACCUCCAGCUUUCUCCCGCUCCAUCGCCGUGAUUAUGGAGGUCGCUUGCGUCGUCGCUCGCAGCCCCCUGAAGACGUUCCUCGCGGUCCUCACAACGGGUCACUGCGGAGUGGAUGCCAGUAGUCCGAAGCCCAAUGCGAACGACCAGCCCUUGAUCACCGCUGCAUUCGUCCCUUCGACGCCCUCAAACCUGCGCAUCGCCUACUGCCUGGCGCUCGUCGGCACGCCCACCGUCGCGAUGGCCGCACAACACCUCGCCGCCAUUUCUCUCCUGCGCCAAACCGGCACGAAUAAGGACGUGCUCAGCAUGCAAUCGCCCAACAGCAUUCCGAUGCUCGGCGACGCGCUCAGGACUCUCGACACCAAGGUCGUAUUUGUCUCAAACGUCGAAGGCAAGUGCCAGUCCUCGGCCAAAAAGUCAAGAUUCCGCUUCAGCUUCUCGUUCCGCAUCCUUCGAGUCUAUGAGCAGACUCAGUACGACAAGAUCCUCUACCUUGAUGGCGACCUCGCAGUACGCACGUCCCCAGACCGCUUGGUGGAGGCAUGGGCCCGCCGAGGAACGAUGGAGCUGCGCACGCCUGUUGGGUGCAGCCGCGUCCCCGACCAGAUGCAUUACAACACUGGCGUCUGGGGCAUCACGCCCUCACGCGACUACGCCGCCGGAUUGUAUCCUUGGCUCGCGGCUGGCAAGUUCCCCUGUGGCAUCGGAUUUCAAACUUGGGUGACCAUUUACGGGGCCAACAAUACCUGGACCAAAGGGUCGCUCGCGUGGAACCUCAAGGCCGACCAAGGCGUGAGCAAGUGUAUGCGGAAAUUGGGCCUCAAAGAGGCCCACGUGGUGCACUGGUCCGGUAAUAGAAAGCCCAUAGGCCUUCGUACGGACGAUCCUGUCGAGGCGAGAGCUCUCGCUGCGUAUCAAGCGGCUCACUUGCGCUGGCUGACAUUCUUGGGCGCACCAGCCACAGCCUCCGAAACGUUAGCUGGUGAGGUGCCGCUGCUGUCGCCAGAGACGCCAACCGAGGAGGCGUUCCCAUCUUCUGCGGCAUCGCCCGAGGGCGACAGCGGCAAGGGAGCGACCCUAGGGCGCUGUACCGUUGUGGUGCACUGCUACACCGGCCUCGCCGAUCGCAUCUUCGAUGUCAUUGCGGGCGUGGUCGCGGCACAGCUGGCGCACGGCUGUGUCGUGCCGACUGUGCACGUCGCCGACCGAGACGCGAGCCGCACGUACGAUUGGGACCGCGUGCUGAGCUCGCCAGAGUUCCUCGUGCGGAAGCAGCGCGACCCGAUGCCGUUGAAGGGCGGACCCACAGCGCAGGCCCUGCACAUCGACGGCAGGCACUUCUGCGGGCAACAUGGCGUGGGGUGGGUGAGCGACGUUCUCCAAGAGAGCGGCCGCGUAGCGUCCGACUCCGAGCAGCGUGCACGGUUCGUGCACGUGGCGCGUAGCGUGGGCCUCACGCCGUGCUUUCCGCCGGCCGAUAUUGCCGACCGCGUCGGCGUGCACGCGCGCCGUGGCGACAAGAUCAAACUUGGCUGGACGAGCGAGAAGAAGCUUGCCAAGGUGUACACCGCCGCCAUCGCGUGGCUGCUCGCACACGGCGAGCGAAAGGUCUACCUGGCGGCGGAUGAGCCGAGCUUUGCCGCCAAGCUCGCGGAGCGCAUGCGCAACGCUCACAUCGACGUAGUGCACGACGGGCAGGCCAGCGCCGCCUCCGACCUGUGUGCUCUCGCAAAGAGCAAGCUCGUGGUGAAGGCGGGCUCCGCGUCGCAAUUCUCGUCGCUCGCCGCGGCCAUCUCCGGAGCGCCCAUGGUCAGCUUCGCCGACCGGCGCGGCCGCAACCUCGACCGCGUGUGGAAGAGCGCCGGCCUACUUACCAACAUCACGGAACUCGAUCCCGAGGCCGAGACGGGAGCGCCCGGGGUUUCCUGGAAGAAUUUAACGAAUUGGACGACGUCGCCAACAUAG